Molecule: messenger RNA, 420 nt
Organism: Ilex paraguariensis (yerba mate)
Lineage: Eukaryota; Viridiplantae; Streptophyta; Magnoliopsida; Aquifoliales; Aquifoliaceae
Source: the annotation of a GenBank genome assembly
AUGGCAAUUUUACAUGCUGAUGAACCGGGCAACUGUCCACGCCCAUCUAUCAAACCAGAUAAAAUUGGUGGAUUCUGUGCACACAAUUUUACAUCAGGACCAGCAGCUGGUAAGUUCUGCUGGGAUCGACAACCUGAUUAUAGCGCAUUUAGAGAGAGUAGCUUUGGCCACGGGAUUUUAGAGGUGAAGAAUGCAACACAUGCUCUAUGGACAUGGCACAGGAAUCAAGACAUGUACAACAAAGCUGGAGAUCAGAUUUACAUAGUAAGGCAACCUGGGAAAUGCCCAGUUAAACGCCAGGUAACUAAUCUUUGUUUUUAUAGUAGACGACUUUUGAAUGAAACAACUGGACCAAAACAGCAAUUGCUACAAGGUGCUAGUACAUUUGAAGUGACCGGAGAAAAAGAAGAUCUCAGAUAA